AUGGACAGUGUCCUCUACCACUCAGCGGGAAUAUUCGGCUCACCCUCGGCUUCUGGAAACUUAGCUGCUGAAGAAAACAUGAUCGCCGCCACCAAACCUCUAGCUUUUUCGAUCGAAAGGAUUAUGGCCAGGACACCGGAACCAAAGUCAAUACCUUUCCCCAACUUGUUCCAAGCGCCCGUGAGCAAAGCGGACCCAAAGCAAGCGAUCCACGUGAGCCCAUCCUCUCUCCACUGCAUGAUACCCUUCAUGCCGCUGGCAUACGAGACGGGUCACAAACUAAACGUCGGUGGAUCAGAACCGAACCACUUUGACGCUUCCUCCUAUAGCUCUAAUGACUUGGUGAGUAUUGGUUUGAAUUAUAAAAACGAACUACCAGAUGUGAGCCCAUCGGUGGGGCAGUACAAACUUUUUCGACCUCGGGUGGUAAAUCAGUCCUCUUUUCAAGCGAUGGGAACUGUCUGCUACCUGAACUGCGGGGAAACCUCCUGUGCGCCGCCGGCGAGUUUCCUCAACAUCCACCCCGUUGCCUCUUACUUCCUCAACUCGCCGCUACACGCGCGACAGAAAGCCCUUCUUUCGGAGAAAAAUAAACUCGGCCACUGUGUGGAAAGGUGUCCGUCCGGCGUUGCUUUCAAAGACUUAUCCCAAACUCAUUUGCAACACUACAUGAAAGAGAGCGCACAGAUACUAUCGGAGAAACUCUUCAAAAACUCCUCCAAGCUGGGCAGUGGGUCUCCCGGCAACAAGCCUAAAGUUUUCACGUGCGAAGUUUGUGGAAAGGUGUUUAAUGCCCACUAUAAUUUAACCCGUCAUAUGCCUGUGCACACUGGAGCCAGACCUUUCGUCUGUAAAGUUUGCGGCAAAGGCUUCCGCCAAGCAAGCACCCUCUGCCGCCACAAAAUAAUCCAUACGCAGGAAAAACCCCACAAAUGCAACCAGUGCGGAAAAGCAUUCAACCGCAGCUCGACUCUGAACACCCACACAAGGAUUCACGCGGGGUACAAGCCCUUCGUGUGCGAGUUCUGCGGCAAGGGAUUCCAUCAGAAAGGCAACUACAAGAACCACAAAUUGACACACAGCGGGGAGAAACAGUUCAAAUGCACCAUCUGUAACAAGGCCUUCCACCAAGUAUACAACCUGACCUUCCACAUGCACACGCACAACGACAAGAAGCCUUUCACGUGCCCGACUUGUGGAAAGGGAUUCUGCCGGAACUUUGACCUGAAAAAGCACAUCAGGAAACUGCACGACAUUUCUCCGGGAUCUCAAUCGCCCUCAAGUCUUCUAAGCGCAAAAGGGGAAACUCACUAA
Molecule: messenger RNA, 1314 nt
Organism: Megalops cyprinoides (Indo-Pacific tarpon)
Lineage: Eukaryota; Metazoa; Chordata; Actinopteri; Elopiformes; Megalopidae
Gene: fezf1
Product: FEZ family zinc finger 1
Exons: 4
Coding region: 1-1314 (437 amino acids)
Cellular component (GO): nucleus
Source: RefSeq, a predicted model, not a curated record